Molecule: messenger RNA, 1631 nt
Organism: Pungitius pungitius (ninespine stickleback)
Lineage: Eukaryota; Metazoa; Chordata; Actinopteri; Perciformes; Gasterosteidae
Gene: stmnd1
Product: stathmin domain containing 1
Exons: 5
Coding region: 115-1029 (304 amino acids)
Source: RefSeq, a predicted model, not a curated record
GUCUGUGUGUGAGUGAAGGAAUGCAAUGGGUCACUACACAGAGACAAAACCCACGCAGGUGUCAUUAAAACGGAAAUGAAUGUAUCUUAUUGACAUCGGCACUUUGAGGUGAAAAUGGGAUGCAACAGCUCGUCAAACACCGCGGUCCGACCGCUGAGACCGGAAGAGAAAGGAGACGAGGAUGAAGCAGGAAGUAAAGUGGAUGGUCGUGGAGACUCCGCCGUGUCAAAGGUCACCACAGACAGCGGGGUGGUGAUGGACAACAGGGACAUCGCUGUGCUACCUGGGGCGGUGCUCAGAAACCUCACUCCUCUUUCCUCCGAGGAUGUCGGAGAAGGCGACGCGGACGGAAUUACAGAAGAAGGAAUAACACAGCAGGAGAGCACACUGCAGGAGAGGCCAAAGACACGAGAGAUCCUGGAGGAGUUGCUGAACCAAGGCAUCAUACCACUGGGACAUGCCAGGGCCCAUGAGGCCUAUAGCAUCGUGCUUGACGACGGGCAGGGGGUCAGGCGAAAGCCGCCCGUCAGACUGGAGUCCCUGAAGGCCAGGAAGGCUCAAAGUGUCACCAACAUAGACGACAUUGAGGAGAAGAUACGACUGGCUGGGGAAAGACGCACGUUAGAGCAAGACAAGCUCAAGAUGCGUUUGAGGAUGAGGUCGGCCCAUGUCCGGAGCCACGCUCCCACCUCCAGCACAGAGGAGGACGAGGAAACAGACCUCACUCCUGUGGAGCCACUACAGUUACCUCCCACCCCGAACCCACUUGUUCCCCACAGCCAGAUAACACGGGAGGAGGCCGAAGGUGGGGAGUGGGUGAGAGAGGCUGUAGGAGACGGCAGAGAGGACAUCAAUACAGCUGUACAAAAAGGAGGGAGGAGAGGGAAGGGAGGUGAAGGGGGUGAGACGGCAGGGCAGGGGGUCAGUGAGGAUGGUGACAGGAAAGGGGAGGAUGAGGUCUCCCAGGUGGAGGAGCUCACACAGGACAGUCUCUUCAGAGGAUCGGAGAUUGAGUCUUUCAGCAUGUAGAAGACAAAGAGAUGUUUCAUUAAUCACCCAAAUGAGCCGUGAAUCAGGAGCCAAAAAUGAUUCCUUUUGCACAGAAGAAAUGUUGAAAAAUCAUAGAAAGAUUUAUAGAGUAAAUUGUAUUUUAAUAAAUUUAUUUGAAAUAAGCUGUGAAUGGCUAUGGUUGAAACUAGGCUAAUGUAGAUAUAAAUUGUUUGUGUUUUAAUGAAAUAAGCACAUCUUGUUCUUCAGGGAACAGCGUUGUAGCUCAGAAAUAAAGCACAAAGGAAUAUGAGGGGUUUCUUUACAAAUUAUUAUAAUGUACCUCAGUGAAGCUUUAUUAAAUAUUACCACGACUUCUUGCCAACGUACCAAAUAGAUUUAGUUUUACUUUAAUUUGUGAAGUAUGAUACUUUUUAACCUCCUUUGGCAUGUGAAGGUUGUACCUGUUCUGAUGGACAGAAGAUGGCGCUGUUUCAGUGGUUUAAAGUCACAUCACUGCUCCCUGAAGUCAGUGCACCUCAUCCAAUAAAUUAAUUAUUAGCACGAGGUUUUGGCUACAUGUGGAAUAUAAAUAUGUAAAGUGAAAUUGUCAUUGAGCAAUAAAGUUGAAUGCAUCCAUUUUA